AAGGACAAGUCGGCGUGUAUUAAAUGUGAAGGCAAAAAUGGGCCCCCUGUUGUUCGUAUCCGUAAAGAUCUCCCUCCCUUAUGCAAAAAAUGUUUUUUAGCUGGUUGUGUUCACAAGUUUCGUUCCAGCUUUGGUAAAGCCAACAUUGUUAAAGAUAAAGAAUCUGUGGCAUUGGGUUUUACUGGUGGUGCAUCAUCUUUAGCAAUGCUCUUUUUAGCGAAAAAGUGUCAAGAAGAAACUCGACAUUUGAGGUUUCAGCCAACAAUUAUAUGCUUAUAUGACGAAGAUAUGCCCUACCCAUCGCAACAGGAACUAUUUAUGAAGCAGUCAGGUUUCGAAUAUCAUAUUGUUAGGACUGAUAAGAUCUCCUCCGACCUCAGCCUGCCUAAUAUUGACGCGUCCAAACGAGUGUCGAAUUCUAUUCUGACAGCAACAGAAGAAUUAACUCGCUGGAGCCGGCUUGAUCAGCUGAAAACUUAUUCUUCAAGGAUUCUUGGUUUUAAAUAUUUGAUGGUUGGUGAUAAUGCUAGCCAGCUUGCUGCUAAUUGCCUUUCCGGCAUUGCACAGGCUCGUGGUGGGUCAAUAGCCUCUGAGCUGGGUUUUGCGGACACUCGAUACGAUGAUGUGACCAUUCUUCGACCAAUGUAUACAUUUUUAUCAAAGGAGGUGGCUCUUUUUCUCCGAUUUUGCAACCUUGAGCCCCUGAUUGAACCAUGCUUGAGUACACUGCAUAAUUUGAAAUACGGUCCCAGUGCAAACUCGAUUCAGCGACUUACCCAGGACUUCAUUAGCUCUCUUCAGUUUGGGGGUUUCCCGUCAACCACAACAGCAAUUCUUAGUUCUGCUUCGAAGACUCUACCAGAUGAUACUGGUGCCAACUGUCAUUGUAAAAUUUGCAGAGCACCAAUGAAACCUCCAGGAGGAAACGGUGCCACAGCUGACGCCGCCUUUGAGUUUUCAGCUCUAAUUUCAAGGAAUGCGAAAAUGAAUUAUGCCUCCGCACAAGAAUCAUCUCCUUCUGAGCGGCCCUCAGGCAUUUGCACUUGUUGCCUAGUCAAUUUGACUGAAAUAGAUGAGAGCCUGUGA
Messenger RNA from Rodentolepis nana, 1086 nucleotides. NCBI's taxonomy places the organism in Eukaryota, Metazoa, Platyhelminthes, Cestoda, Cyclophyllidea, Hymenolepididae. The record is from the annotation of a GenBank genome assembly.